Phaethon lepturus (White-tailed tropicbird) is the source of this 1829-nucleotide messenger RNA. Its product is annotated as low-density lipoprotein receptor-related protein 8-like. Bases 234 to 1295 code for a protein of 353 amino acids. The transcript is spliced from 9 exons. NCBI's taxonomy places the organism in Eukaryota, Metazoa, Chordata, Aves, Phaethontiformes, Phaethontidae. The record is from RefSeq and is a predicted model, not a curated record.
GUGCCUACAUAGACAAAGCGAGUGACACAGCUGAGCAGGUGAUUUUGAUAGACAGCCAGCUGAACUCUCCUGAAGGACUGGCAAUAGACUGGGUUCAUAAGAAUAUCUACUGGACGGAUUCUGGAAACAAGACCAUCUCAGUGGCCACUGCAGAUGGGAGCCGGAGGAGGACGCUUUUCAACAGUGACCUCAGUGAGCCAAGAGCCAUUGCUGUUGAUCCCACACAGAGGUUCAUGUACUGGUCUGACUGGGGAGACAAAGCUAAGAUCGAGAAAGCUGGCCUGAAUGGUGUGGGGCGGCAAGUGCUGGUGGCUGACAACAUUGAGUGGCCAAAUGGCAUCACACUUGAUUUGCUGAAUCAGCGUCUCUACUGGGUAGACUCCAAAUUGCAUUCACUGUCCUGCAUUGAUUUCAAUGGCAGCAACAGAAAAGUUCUGAUCUCUUCUGUUGACGAUCUGAGCCAUCCUUUUGGCUUAGCAGUGUUUGAGGACAAAGUGUUCUGGACUGACCUGGAGAAUGAAGCAAUCUUCAGUGCAAACAGACUGAAUGGCUUGGACAUCUCCGUUUUGGCAGAAAAUCUCAAUAAUCCUCAUGACAUAGUGGUAUUUCAUGAAUUAAAGCAGCCCAAAGCUCCAGACUCCUGUGAGCUCAGCCUCCAACCAAAUGGAGGCUGUGAGUAUUUGUGUCUUCCUGCACCUCAGAUCUCUCCCCAUUCUCCCAAGUAUACAUGUGCCUGUCCUGACAAUAUGUGGCUGGGUUCCGACAUGAAAAAAUGCUACAAAGAUCUUCCAACUGCUUCAACUACUGUACUGGUUUCUACAACCGCAGCAUCCCAAACUGCCGGUACCACGACCAUCGCAACUGUACUUGGCAGUGCCAAUAACACCACUGAAGUCGUCCCCAAAGCUGUAUCAGAAGCUACGAUUACCACCCCAAGAUUUCAUUUACAUUCCACCACAUCCAUUCUGAUAGAUUCUGAGAUGACCACGGGAAACAGCAACUUAUCACAGCACUAUGCAAAUAAUGACCAAGGCUUUGAUUCAACUGUGACGGCAGCUGUAAUUGGAAUCGUCAUUCCUGUCGUGGUCAUUGGCUUGCUAUGCAUGGGGGGAUACCUCAUCUGGAGGAACUGGAAACGGAAGAAUACUAAAAGCAUGAAUUUUGAUAAUCCAGUGUAUAGGAAGACAACAGAGGAGGAAGAUGAAGACGAAAUCCACAUUGGGCGAACUGCCCAAAUUGGACAUGUCUACCCAGCACGUGUAGCAUUAAGCUUAGAAGAUGAUGGGUUGCCAUGAGGAUGACGUUGCUGCUCCAGACACCACCGUGAACAAACCUGCUUUGGAUCACAGAACCUGCUCCUUUUUGAUCGUUAUUUAUGUUGCAGAAGGGUAACCACAAAGUUAUAAUGAACUGCAAACAUCCAAAGGAUGUGAGAGUUUUGUAUGUAUAAUCUUUUAUACACAUUUUAACUUGUUGCACUACCCGUUUGUGAUAGUGAAUAAGCGACAGCUGAGCUACUAACUCAAUGUACAUAACCAGCCAGGCUGAAAGUUCAGUAGCUAUUGCUUUAUUUUAAGACUAUAUUUAUAGAUAUUUUGUAAAUAUGUUGACUAUGCUUUGUGGCUAUCCAUCAACAUAAGUAAAACAAAUUCUGUACAGGCUGUUUAGAAAUAUUUAUUAACAAAAUCUGGAUUAUAAGAUCUGUUCUGUAAAUAUAGUAGAGGGGUGAGAGUAUUUAUUUUUUGUAUGUUUGGCUUGCUGUGCAUAGAUCUGAGUAUAUAUCUAUCUAGACUAGAUAGAUAUAUAGGCAUAUAAAUAUAUACAUAUAU